GUCGACUGUGAUGUAGUGACGUAGAGCGGUAGACGCUUCUCCUCGUCGUCUCGGUUGUGUUUUUUUUUCUUGUGGGAGCCGCUCGAUUUUAGUUCAGAAACAAGUGAGACGGCGCGGUAUAAUCUGUCUUUCCGCUAAAUAACGUGUAUAAAAAGCUGCUUGGCUUUCGGUUAAUAACGUGUUCGAGGUUGUCUUUAGUUUUACAGCGUGUUUGGUUUGCAGUUGUUAGCGUUAAGUGUGUCCCGACUGUCACAUCCAUCCUUAUGACAAGUUACAUGUAAAAUUUGGAGUUCGCCGCUGAUUUAUCACCAUCUCAUCAUCGACUCGAAGAAAUGGACAACGGUAACGUUACGACAACUUCUGCGUUUGGUUCGCAGGGCUAUAGUCCAACCUACAAAAGGAAAAGGACGGUAGAAGAUUUCAACAAGUUUUGCACGUUUGUGCUGGCAUACGCAGGUUAUAUUCCAUAUCCACAGGAGGAGGCACCCCUGAGGAGUAGCUCCAGCCCACCUAACAGCACAGGCAGCACUGCAGACAGUGAUGGAUGGGACAGUUCGCGCCUUGGCUGUGGCCUUCCCUCGCCAGACGAGCCUCCGCCCAAAAGCCGAAAGAGCUUCGCCGGGUUCAAGAGGCCGGCGGUGGAGGACGCUGAGCUCCAGAAACGGCCCAAAUCAGCAGGCCUCCUCCUCGAGGGACGCAAGAAAGCUGACAAGGUCAAGAAGAAGAAAAAGAAGCCAGGGAAAAGCAAGGGCGACGAGUCCGAGACCUCUUUCCCACCAUUUCCUUCUGGCACCGGAGUAGAAAUGUCUGGCAUUGGCCGGCCCAUCAAGGAGGAGCCGGAGGAUUACCUCAGCAUCCCCACACCGUCUUCGUACAUGGACAUCAAGCGCUCAGCUCAUUCCGCCGUAAGCUGUCCGCCAGGUUCGAGCUCACAGGGCACCAUAGCCUGCAAAGAGGAGCCAGAGGCGGAGCACCCCUGCUGGCAUUCGCCUGACAGCUCGGGUGCAGAGUUCAGGAGUGAAAGCAGGGAAAAGCCGAUGCUUCCUGAGGGCGAGGCGGUGGUGAUGAAGCUGGAGGGCCUACCUGGCACAAGGACAGUGAUCCGCCAGGGAAAGCAGGUAGUGUUCCGCGACGAAGACGGCUCUGCAGACGACGAGGAUAUCAUGGUUGAUUCAGAUGAUGACUCCUGGGAUCUGGUGACAUGUUUUUGUAUGAAGCCCUUUGCAGGAAGGGCAAUGAUCGAGUGUAACCAGUGCAACACUUGGAUCCACCUGUCCUGUGCCAAAAUACGCAAGUCCAACGUUCCUGAGACGUACACCUGCCAGCGGUGCAAAGACUCAAAGUUUGACAUUCGACGCUCCAACCGCUCGCGCAUGGGGUCUCGAAAACAUCUUCUAGACUGACCCCACCCCUGCCCCUCCCCAAGUACAGACUCUAUUAAAGACAUGAGACGUACAGCAGAGGAUGGGCUCUUUGAUUGUGCUAUUAAACUUUGUUUUUGAGUUUAUAUAUAUAUAUAAUUAGUCCACCUUCCUAAAUGUUUGCGUAAGGCAAUCAAAGCCCGGAUGAUGCAUUAAAAGAGAAGAGAUUCGUACAGAUAAGACUUGAGAUAAUUUGAAGUGGACGUUGGAGUCUCAGCGGUACACGCCUGAAGACAUUACAGAACAGGUGUCAUAUUGGGAGUUGGAGAGACUGGUGGAUUGCACUUUUUUUUAAGAAAAGGGAGAGUCGGAGAGACCCUUUUAUAUCCAUAGCUUUCAAAAGUAUGUCUGUUUUGUCAAAGUGUUAAGUUAGACUUGUUCAACUCGUAUUUCCUUGUGGAACUUCUUCGAGUCCCCAAAAGUCUGAGGAAUAGAGCACUAUAGAAAAUAGUGAAAAUAUGCUAAUUUGAGGUACAGAAUCUGUCCUUGAGCGGUUUUUGGACCUUUGGAAUGAAUCAUCAAACACCCCUUCCCCCCCCCAAAGUGCUGUCCUUCACAAGUUCAUUAAGAACGCAGUGUUUCAAAAAAGCUGCUCCUACUUCUUUAUCCUUCACCAGCCUUUCAGGUAGAAAUUGUUUUAGAACAAUCCACCGCCUUUUAUUACAAACACAUCGUUACCUUCAGGUGUCUCCCUUAAGAGCUUCGACGCCCAAAGAUGCCUGGGAUACAUAGCUUGCUCAACACUGAGUGACUUUUUUUGUUUUUUGCUUUAUUAACAAAGCCUUUCACCAUUGACUGCCAUACAAUUUUUGUUUUUAAUCAAAGUGUCUUUUUUCCAUGUUGGUUGCAUGUUUUAUCUAGAGAUAACAGCCUUUUUUUCCCCUGUGAUAAUCAAAACAUUUAAUUGUUUUUUUCUCUUGUUGAAAAUGGUACAAGCCUUUGUUUAAUCUUCUAACACAACAUUUUGAUGACUAGCUCUCUCAUGUUAAAAUCGGUCACUGGAGUGCUUGGCAAAUAUUUGCGCAGAUGCCCAGGAUCCGGGCUUUGCUCAGUAAAUGUCUUAUUUUGCACCGUUCAAGUACAGCUAAAUUUUAUAGCUUAUCUUACAUGGCAGUAUGUGAAGCUACAUUGCUCUUCUAAUAUUAUUUCUGUUCUGCAACAUUUUUCUGCUGGAUGUAGCCCAGCGGUUGGGAUCGAAGGGACUAGGGCUUGUCCUCGCUGUAAAGGGAAGAACGUUUUGCCGACAUAUGCUCACUUCCACUCACAUUCCUCAGAUAUUUGCUGGUCGUGGCCAUAUGAAAUCUCAGAAGGGGAGCACAGUUUCUAGCUUGAUUGUAUUUGGACUGCAUUUUUCACUCAUGAAAACUUGCACACCACGUUCUCCAGUCUGAUUAAGCAGACAUAUAUAGACUUGUUUGAAAACUUGUUCCAUUUUGUAGUCUUUUAAUUGCACUAUGGUCAACGUUGCUUUGGAAUCUUUGAAGAAAAAUCAUAACCCUGCAUGUCUUUAAAGUUACUUGUACUUUUUUCCAUGAAGAACAUGGUUUAUGUUGGGCGUCAAACUCCAGUCUUAGAUGGCUAAAGCUUAGGUUUUACCACCUUAAAUGCACCUGAUUCAACCUGUUAGCAGAUUGGCAAGCUGUUGACAAGGUGAGGUCAUGUUAGAUGACAUGCACUCCAAGGACUGGAGCUUUACACUGAGUUUUUGAUGGCAACUGUCAGUCAAGACGUCUGCGUUGCCUGUAACGGACAGGCAUUUUCUCAUUUUCAGCUGUAAUGUUUCCAUUGCUAACUGAUGCCUGUUGACUGUGGAUGGGUAAAGUAGGUAAUGAGCAAACUGCCUGGAGUCCAACUUAACGGAUUUGCAUUUGGUUUUGAACUUGAAUUAUUUUGGGGAAAUACAGUUCGGUAUUUAUAGAUGUGCAAUGUUGUUCCCCGGUUCUGGACCAUGCAUUAAAAUGCACAACAUGGACGUUAUCCAAGGCUAUAGGCUACCACAAUAUGUAAAGAAACCACUCUUUUGUUGAGAAUUUCUUCAAAGUUUUAAUCAACUCCUGCAGUACAUGUGAUUUUAGUGUACGUAUGUGCAUUUCCCUCACCAGUGCUCCUUACAUUGACCAUAAUGUCCAAUGUUUUUAUGAUUGUCCCUAUAACUAUCUAUAAGUGGAAGUAUGUCAUUCCACAGUGGUUAGGGCAUGUACUUUUGGCAAAUGGUCUUUAAUUUAUUUACAUGUUUAGUAUGCUCUAGCUACCUUUCUGUAGCUUGGUUCUUUGGGGGCGAGGAUGACUCAUGUUUAAGUAUAAUUUCUUGUAUUAAUAAGCUUUCAUUUGCUAACCAUUUGUCCAAUAUUGGAUUUUCCUGAUAUCAAGGGUUUUUAAGUGUAACGGUUGCUGUACAUUUUUAUUUUGUACAAUCAUAAUGUGUUCUGUUUGUGUAUUAUGUCUUGGGUAGUUCAAGGCUGUUCACCCCUUUGGUUCUGUGGGGGGGAUUUGUCAGAAUUGGUAGAUUUCAAUGGGACUCACUGUGUUAAGCUUGGAGAAGGGAGUACUAGGGCCAGAGAGAGAGCAAGAGAGAGAAAAUGUUUCUGUGAAACUGAUGUAAAUAAAGAGCUAAUGAGAAUUUAACGGUAA
Molecule: messenger RNA, 4052 nt
Organism: Colossoma macropomum (tambaqui)
Lineage: Eukaryota; Metazoa; Chordata; Actinopteri; Characiformes; Serrasalmidae
Gene: phf13
Product: PHD finger protein 13
Exons: 5
Coding region: 333-1403 (356 amino acids)
Biological process (GO): mitotic chromosome condensation
Molecular function (GO): chromatin binding
Source: RefSeq, a predicted model, not a curated record